AUGGCCGACAAUGGCAGCACUUCCGAUAAACCCAUGGUCACGCGUGUUGCGCUAGCAGACUGGAGCAGGGACGAAUGUCUAUACAUCCAAUUGCAUAGCGAACUACUCCUUGCCGUCGCGCACCUACCUGCCGCGCCCUUUCAUUCAAUCAACGACAUUUCUCAGUAUGUUGGAUACUGUCAGUACUUCGCGCUACCGGACGCCGCAACCAGUGACUCUCUAGAAGAGACCGGCAGCGAUGUGGUAAAAAGCAUCAACACCUUCACUGCCAAGCGCGACGAGCUAUCCGGAUGGGUCAUGUGGGCUCUUCAAGCGACGAAGAUAAAAGCUGCCUUCGAUAAGAAGUUCCACGACGUUAAAGUGUCACCGGUCAUGCUUCGGGAGUACCGCGAAAUACGCGAGCGAAUUGGCUUCGAUACAUACAUAUACAACCCAAAGUUGUACCCCACGCUUUGGUCAUUCCUCGAAGACGCUGCUCGCGAGCAGUUUCCCGAGUUCAUCGGAGAUACUACAAAACCCGAAAACGCACGAGACGUCGACACCGACGGUAGCGCCCACCCUGUGACCAAAUCCGGACCUGUCAACGACCAGGCGAACACAUCGGACCAGGAACUGAUGGACGAGGACAACAUAUCUGCCGCGGGCGACGAAAUGAACCCCGGAGCGAGCGAUGAGGAAGAGCAAUCAGAGCCUGGAGGCUUCGCGCAGGGUCAGGUCCGCGCUAGAUGUACAGGCACCAACAAUGAUGGAACAGCCUGUCAGCGAAGAAGUACAGAUAUUGAAGAGAAGGAUCGUGCGAGCUGGCGUUGCCAUCUCCAUGAUCCAGAGAAGAAGAAGAUCACAGCCGCUGCUCGCGCGGCAAGGAACGCAGCAAAAAGGCUAGCUGCGGCUUCGGAGCCCAAGAAGCAGAAGGGUGGUAACAAGGGAGGAGAAGAAGGAGAGGGAGAAGAUGCGAAGGCAGGCGGAAAACGCGCUCGGAAGGCUGCAGCGGUGGCUGGAGAAGGAGCAGGUCGGUCAUCCAAGAAGCGCUCAAAGUAA
Molecule: messenger RNA, 1038 nt
Organism: Alternaria viburni
Lineage: Eukaryota; Fungi; Ascomycota; Dothideomycetes; Pleosporales; Pleosporaceae
Exons: 1
Coding region: 1-1038 (345 amino acids)
Source: RefSeq, a predicted model, not a curated record